Molecule: messenger RNA, 2262 nt
Organism: Osmerus eperlanus (European smelt)
Lineage: Eukaryota; Metazoa; Chordata; Actinopteri; Osmeriformes; Osmeridae
Product: zinc finger MYND domain-containing protein 15-like
Exons: 13
Coding region: 40-2199 (719 amino acids)
Biological process (GO): negative regulation of DNA-templated transcription
Molecular function (GO): histone deacetylase binding
Source: RefSeq, a predicted model, not a curated record
ACAAACAAACUAAACUUCUUUUCAAAUUGACAAUCUCAGAUGGAGUUAGUGUCCGGGUACCGUGACCCCUUGAUUGAGUUCUCGGAGGCCAUGGCGCAAUGGUACCGGUGCUUCCAAACCACACGUAACGGACGCAACCGGGAUAAACACACGGACGGUGAAUUUGGGGGUUACGGCUUUCCCCACUACCCCGUGGACUGCUCACCGUACUGGAUACUGCACCUGUUAGACUGCACGACACCUCCUCCUACCGCCAGACAUCGGCUUGAGCAAGCUAAUGUCGACCCGUCCGAACUGAGUAGGUUUAACAGCAUCGGGGAGAGUAUUCUGAUGGUGACCGACGCCUCUGGCUUGCCCCUGGGCUUCGACGUUCUGCCCUGCGGCUGGGCCAGCUCCCUGGGCGGGGGCGAGGCGGCGGGGGGAGACGGGGAGGGGAUGGUGGGGACCCUCCAGAGGAUGGUAGGGCUGCUGCGACGCUGCAUGGAAGCCCCCAUGAGCGGGGGCCUGCCACGGAGGCCCCUCACUCUGAGAGUCAACGACCGGAAGCUGCACAGGUUGCUCAGCCGCAGUGGCAAGGCCCUGUCCAUCCUGAAGGUGGCGCUGUGGCCCCUUGCCCUGGGGGGCUGGGACCCCGCCCAGGUGGAAGAGGAGGGGGGGCAGGCCGUGGAGGCCGAGACCUUUAGCAUGCGCUGGCCCCCUACGCUCUACUGUCACGUGUGUAAGAAACACUCAUUCCCCAGUCAGCUGAAACCAUGGUCUUGGCUUGUUUUCACAUGCCUGUUCCGGGUGGACAAAUUACUAUCACACUUCCCACCGUCUCUCUUUUUUCUGUCCAACUGCCUCCUUUUGUGUCUUUUACACAUUCUCGCUCUCUUUCCGAGCUCUUUCCACCCUUUUCUCUUGUUUUCUGUGCCCCUCCCUCCCAUAUCCAACAGCUCUCAGUGCAAGGCGGUCCUGUACUGCUCCGAUCAAUGUGCCCACUCAGACCGGACCCGUUGCCCAGACGAUACUAGUCACGAGCACUGGUGUGGCAAGCUGGCCACAUUCAUGGCCAAUGGGCCCCUGUUGACAGACAGCCCAUUCACCUAUGCUGAAGAGGUGGCGGCUCAUGACUUUGACUUGGAGCACUUCCUGUUUAAGAACAAGCUGGACUGUGGUUACUGGGUCCACUGGAGUCUGCUGGUGCGCUCCCCCCGCUACGAGCUCCACCACAGAGUGGAACAGUCCAAAGACCCAUACCCCCAGUGGCUCGCAGGUCACAGGGAACCCUAUGGACCGUUGAUUAGGGAAGGAGAGAUCUUGCUUUGUAACCCAGCCCCACGUGCCCCCAGUCUCACCAAACCACUGGUUUCAUGGCGUCAGUACUGUGAUUGGAGAGGACUAGGCCUGUCGUCUCUCGUUGCUCCUCUGCUAAGUUCCCCUCUCUCCAUCUACUACAUCAUCACCUCACUGGUGCCCAAACAUUUUCCGGAGCUGAACAUUCUGAAGAAGCAGUCUCUAAAGAUUCAUAUCAUCGAGUCCUACAGGGAGUUUCACUCUCUUGUGGUGUUCUGGGAACUCUCCAUGCUCCUGCCACACAUGACCUUUGAACUGGUGUUCAUUGGGGAAGGCCUUCCCGCUGAGAGUGAUGAGGUGCAGCUCUUUCUACAAAAGAAGAAUGGCACGGUGAUAUUCGUGAACCCCAGCUUGACUCCAGACGAAAAGGUUGACAGGCGGAGCCUCCGGGUCAGAGGUUACCGCCGGGCCUAUCACAUGCUGCAAGGGCCUAAACCAGACCUGGUGAUAGGCUUCAGACCUAUGAUCCCGCUUCAUGAGUCUUGGCUCAGCACUCUCCCAAGGCUACAGUCUCUGCGGGUGCCGGCCUACUUCAGCGAGGUCAGCGAGCUGAGCUGUGAGUGCAGCCUGCAGGUGAUGAGCCAGGCCACUGGGGGCGCUGUCUCCACACCUCACAUCAACCCCUUCCACUGCCCUCUGCGCAUCACUGGAGGGGACAACAUGCUCCCUUGGUAUUCCAAUGCAUUUAUCUUUCAUCUUGUGUAUAAGCCUAUUGCUAGCUUCUUACAGCGGCCCAUGGCAGCCAAUUCUGAAAACCCACCCCCACAGGAUGAGCCAGCCAAUUGGCUGCAGGAGAAUCCUCCGAAGAUGACGCGCAAGGAGAGGAAGCACGCGGCUCGCUACCUGCCUCGUAAGCGCAAAUGAAAUGCGCUUACACACAAACUUCAGGGUCGUUGAUGAAAGAUUGUAUCCUUUUUAUUAAAAAGU